This is a messenger RNA of Sinocyclocheilus grahami, 2139 nucleotides long. Its product is annotated as leucine-rich repeat and guanylate kinase domain-containing protein-like. NCBI's taxonomy places the organism in Eukaryota, Metazoa, Chordata, Actinopteri, Cypriniformes, Cyprinidae. Gene Ontology annotation, cellular component: cytosol. Gene Ontology annotation, molecular function: GMP kinase activity; protein binding. The record is from RefSeq and is a predicted model, not a curated record. The transcript has 15 exons. Bases 1 to 1740 code for a protein of 579 amino acids.
AUGGCACAUGACCCUGCAGAUCAUAGGGGGAAUGUGAUACAGAGGAUUGAGAAUCUCCAGACUCUACGCAACCUGCAGGUUCUGGAUUUGUCCUGUAACCGGUUUCAAAACCUCUCGGGUCUCCAAAACCUCCAUCUCCUGGGAAACAUCAACCUUGAGAGCAAUCUGAUCAGUGAGGUAAAAGAGGCUGCACAUUUGCAUGACCUGAUAUUGUUGAGAGAAAUGAAUCUCCUCAGAAACCCAGUGCAGGACCAGGAUGACUAUAGACUAGCUGUGAUAUUCCUCCUUCAGCACCUCACCAUUCUGGAUCAACACACUGUAACUGCAGAGGAGAAGGUGUCUGCUGUGAACAAGUACGACCCUCCUCUGGAGGUGAUCGCAGCCAGAGAUCACAUGACCCACUUGAUGUACCAGCUCAUGCAACCACAGGUUAUUUUUGACAGUACUCUCCCCAGUCUGGAUGCUCCGUACCCCAUGUUGGUCCUCACUGGCCCUCAGGCCUGUGGGAAGAGGGAACUAGCCCAUAAGCUGUGCCAGGAAUUCAGUGACUAUUUUGCUUAUGGUGCCUGCCACACCACCAGGGGGCCCUAUUAUGGGGAAGAGGAUGGAUCAGACUAUCACUUUGUCACAGAGGAAGAAUUUCAGAACAUGAUUCAAAUGGGUCAAUUUGUCCAGACGAUGCAGUACGGAGGACAUUGGUAUGGCCUGUCGCGGGAAACUAUUGAGCGUGUGGCUCGUGAAGGUCUGGCCUGCUGUGUGCAUAUGGAACUAGAGGGAGUGUAUAGUUUGAAGAACUCAUAUUUUGAACCCCGUUACGUCUUGCUGAUCCCCACUGUUGUUGAUACUUACGUCUGCUUUCUGAAAGCAAGAGGAUUCUACAGCAACACUCAGAUGGAAACUGCCGUGUCUCGCAUUGACUUCUAUGCCAAGAUCAACAGAGAAUCACCUGGCUUCUUUGACAACAUCAUCCCUUGUGAUGACCGUGCUGAGGCCUACCAUACUCUAAAACAGUUGGUGAAGGAGUACCUGGGUCUAGAGGAGCAUGGAGGAGGAGGUGACAGCAGCUCAGUCACACCUGACAACACCUCCACAAACUCAACUGGCGAGUUACUGGCAGCCAACACAACAGAGGCCACUGACCUCAUAGACUCCUACAGCAGAAACUACCAGAACAAAAUCCAGGCCAAAAUGACCCCUCAGCAGACCCCUGCAGAAAUGGCUUCCAAUCACCAACGCCAGCAGCUGAUUCGGGAAGCUCUGAGUGGGAAGAGUCCUGGUGCUUAUGCCGAGCUGUUUCAGAGGAGUGCACCCACAGCUCCAUCAUCAUUAGCGUCUCAGUCCCGGCCUCCACCCGGCCCCUCUUCCUCCCCAAUGCGUCCUGUUGGCCUCGGCGUUCCUGACCUCAAUGAGGACAGCAGUUCGGAGGAAUCUCGUGCCAGUUCUGGCUUGUCCAUGAGGAGCUCAGCAGGGGCAUUCUCAGCAGAAUGCUCAGCCCAGGGAUCAGACACUGGGUCACGGCCUAACAUAGAGCCUUUGGAUAUGUCUAUUUUGGGACAGGACCGGGACUCUCUUAGAGGUCACAUGGACUCUGGUCUGACCCCUGAUGCUCCUCGGUCAGUCUCUGAGCGGGUCUCGCCAACACUCCCCUCCUCCCCAGGCCGUCCAGGUGCCAAUGUUAAACCAGUCCUGCCACCCAUCCCAUCUGGAAGAAAGACCAGUGAUUCUGGCUCAAAGGAGUAACUGACAGUACAGAGAGCUGCACAGGGUAUAGAUAUUUGCACAUCAUGUGAGUGUUAGUGGCAAAAAUAGUUUUUUGAAGUAAAGUUUAAUUAACCCCUGAAGCUUCAAGCCAGCCAUUCAAUAAAUGACAAUGAAGGGAACAGCUGUGGUGAGUGCUGUGAGGCAAAAGCCAGUCAGGUCAUUGGAAAAUAUGGAGAUUCCCAUCCCUCAUCUGUGUCCUCCAGUGUGAGUGAUCUGAGUGGCUGAAGGCUUAUCCGUCAUUAGCAGAUCUAAGCUCUGGAGACGGCCCGAAGCUCUCAAAUCCCUGGACACAGGAGGUAAGGCAAGAAAGCACUAUGGAGGUCACACUUUACAUUACAAUGUUCAUGUUACAAAAUAAUCACUUUGCGAUAAUGUUCA